UGCACAUGAGAAACAAGAGUUUUCGUGGUUUAUUCAUAAUCAAACUUCAUGAAAUGAGUGAGAGGAAAAAGUCUACUUUCAAACUUUCAAAGUAGCUCUCUGCCCACACCGAGGCAAAAAACCUGAACGCCCAACAGCCGGGAAGGAAGUACUUGAAGCUGUCCUGCUCCGGUCUGAAUACAGGGAGAGAAGCUUGUGUGUUGUCUGACUUGCGCGUUCUUCGGAAACGUUGCCAGCUAUUGCGCUGACCCGCUAUAGAAGCGUGUGUGCGAGGAAGCCGAAUAUACUGUGGGGGCAGAGGUGAAACACCACCGAAGUUAGGCAAUCUGUACGUUUUCCAGUAUUAAUCUGCUGGGUAUAACAGCGUGUGCUCCGUGUGUGCCAGCAGUCCGACACUUGUACCUCUCCUUCAAGCUCCAUUCAUCCGACCUUCAACCUAAUUGUGCCGUGUGCUUCCUAGGAAGUGCCUCCUCUAGGCAUGCAGAAGGGUGCAACUUUUGCAUAAAUUAAACUGGCUGAAAUAGUCUCCUGGAUCAGACGGGAAUCACUGAUUUAUUGCGUGCUGAGUGUUCUGUCUGGUGAAAGUCAUGUCAUCCAUCUUGCCAUUCACUCCACCAGUUGUCAAGAGACUUCUGGGGUGGAAAAAAUCUGCUGGUGGCUCUGGAGGGGCUGGUGGCGGUGAGCAGAAUGGUCAGGAGGAAAAGUGGUGUGAAAAAGCAGUGAAAAGCUUGGUCAAGAAGCUGAAGAAAACAGGACAGCUGGAUGAGCUUGAGAAGGCAAUUACCACUCAGAAUUGCAAUACGAAAUGUGUGACUAUACCAAGCACUUGCUCUGAAAUUUGGGGACUGAGUACACCAAACACGAUAGAUCAGUGGGAUACAACAGGCCUUUACAGCUUCUCUGAACAAACCAGAUCUCUCGAUGGCCGACUACAGGUGUCUCAUCGUAAAGGAUUACCGCACGUUAUUUACUGUCGUUUGUGGCGCUGGCCAGAUCUACACAGUCACCAUGAACUUAAAGCAAUUGAAAACUGUGAAUAUGCUUUUAAUCUUAAAAAGGAUGAAGUAUGUGUAAACCCUUACCACUACCAGAGAGUGGAGACACCAGUCUUGCCUCCUGUACUAGUGCCACGGCACACUGAGAUUCUAACAGAGCUUCCACCUCUUGAUGACUAUACCCAUUCCAUUCCUGAAAACACUAACUUUCCAGCUGGAAUUGAACCACAGAGCAAUUACAUACCAGAAACCCCACCUCCAGGAUACAUCAGUGAAGAUGGAGAAACAAGUGACCAGCAGUUGAACCAAAGCAUGGAUACAGGAUCUCCAGCAGAGCUGUCUCCUAGUACUCUCUCCCCAGUUAAUCAUAGCCUGGACUUGCAACCAGUUACUUAUUCAGAGCCUGCAUUCUGGUGUUCAAUAGCAUAUUAUGAAUUGAAUCAAAGAGUGGGAGAAACCUUCCAUGCAUCACAACCUUCCCUGACUGUAGAUGGUUUUACAGAUCCAUCAAAUUCAGAACGAUUUUGUCUAGGUCUGCUUUCCAAUGUAAACAGAAAUGCUACAGUGGAAAUGACAAGGCGACACAUAGGAAGGGGAGUACGCCUCUAUUACAUCGGUGGAGAAGUUUUUGCUGAGUGCCUAAGUGAUAGCGCAAUUUUUGUUCAGAGCCCGAACUGUAAUCAAAGAUAUGGCUGGCAUCCUGCAACUGUGUGCAAAAUUCCACCAGGAUGCAAUCUAAAAAUCUUCAAUAACCAAGAAUUUGCUGCUCUUCUGGCUCAAUCUGUGAAUCAGGGUUUUGAAGCAGUUUAUCAGCUUACUAGAAUGUGUACCAUAAGAAUGAGUUUCGUUAAAGGAUGGGGAGCUGAAUACAGGCGGCAAACAGUAACAAGCACUCCUUGCUGGAUUGAACUUCAUCUGAAUGGACCUCUACAAUGGCUGGACAAAGUAUUGACUCAGAUGGGCUCCCCUUCAGUACGCUGUUCCAGCAUGUCGUAAAACUCCUUUCUCCGUUACCAGUGGGCUGAAUACCGAGUCCAAUCAACAGACUUAAUAUAACAGCUCAUCUGUCGUAGUAUCUGUGUGUGGUCCCCAUGAACUGUUUACUAUCCAAAAAGGUUUUUAAAAAAAAAAAAAAAAAAACAGCACUUGAGGUCUCAUCAAUUAAAGCACCUUGUGGAUUCUGUUUCCUAUACUCUGAUACUAGAUGAAAACUUAGUGUAUAGAAAUGCCUUCUUCAGAAAGAAGGGACAGUUCUAAAGACUCUUAAUGGUGUUUUUAUUGGGUAUAUAAUUGAGUGUCCUAAUGGUUUAUCAAUAACAUGAAUAGCUAAGUAUAUGUACAGGUAAUGUAUCAUGAUCUCAGAUAUCACAGUAUUGUGCUGUUCUACAUUUUAGUUCCCAUAAACAGAUGUUUGGUUUGUUUUUUGAUUGGGGCAAGUCUCUCAAAAUUCCAAGACUCUACUCCUUUAUUCUUUUGUAUUUUUUAUAUAAGCAGGUUUUCAAGUUGUCCUAAACAUAAAAAAAAAAAAAAAAAAAAGAGCAGACUUUCCCUGUAGAAAAGCUUAACUUUUUGCUGCCUUCUUAAAGAAAAAAAAUCCCUCCAUUAGAAGGGAAAGAAAUGUCUGAGAUUUAUCUGUGAAAUCUUAAGACACUUUAUAUGCUUAAUGGGGCCUAAAAUGAAUUCAUACUAUAAAUUCCAAGUAUCCAUCACACUAGGAGUCUACUUUUCCCUACCCAUCUGAGUUGAUGCAUCUGUUGCCAGCAAUAAUGCUGGCACUGAUUUAUUUGGGACUUUUUUGUACAUUGAAUCAUUGAAAUCAAUACUUUUUUUUUCUCAUGGAGUGAGAAUUUACCAUGGUAUUGGAUACUGGAUUAAACACACAAGGUUAUUGGCUUACCCCUUACAUCUGUAUGUUUUCAUUAAACAGAUGUCACUGAAAAAAAACCCCUUGGUUUUAGUUUUUGGAGCCAAAUACCUUAAAAUCCUUUUCCAGGGUAAACUAGACUCUUUCGUAUAGGUUCUAAAUAGAUGCAGCUUCUUAAGAUAUUUCAGUAACAGAACUUAAAUUUCUGAUCUGAGUGGCUUUGUAUAGCUUACUUACAUACCAGAUCAUAUGCAUUCAUUAUGUCAUAAUGGGCCUUGUUAAUAAAAGUAGUUGCUUCUGCAAAACCUCUAGGAUAGUGGUUGCUGAGGUAUGACCAGCGGAGGAGGACUUCUAGGUUCUUCGUGACAGUGCAUGUUAUUGUGAACCCUUGGACACUACAGCUGCACCAUAUUAAAAAUAUUCUGAAAUAUAUUCUACAAAUAAGUCUGGGUUGGGGAAGGGUUGGGAAACUGUAUAGAAGGGUUAUUCUGACUUGAAAAAUAUACAUCUUACUAACAAUCUUGUGAUCUAGCUGUCUGUCAUUCUUUUGUUAUUGUGGCAGUAGCAGGAUUGCCUUUGUCUGUUUUUUUUCCCAUUGUUUCAUCCAUUACACUAGUACUGUACUUUGUAAGUACAGCUAGUGAUAACUUAGCUUUGAGAACAAAAAUGUGGCCAGUGUUACAGCUUUUAAUCAGUUGACUGAAUUGAUGAUAGCGAUGGAUAUUUUUAUGCCAUAAUGACUAGGGCAUAGAAGCAAUACCAAAAAUCAAGCCUUGAAAAAGUGGGCCAGACACCUUUUCAAAAUUGGCAAAGCGGUUACCAGUUUGUGCUAGUUUUACCAGUAGACUAAUGUAUUGGUAGAACUUGUGAACCUAAGAAAUAAGCUUCAUGCGCGUUGCAUUUGCCUAAUAUGUGAAUACACUAAUAAAAGUUUUAA
Messenger RNA from Cygnus atratus (black swan), 3796 nucleotides. It is a transcript of the gene SMAD2, whose product is annotated as SMAD family member 2. Gene Ontology annotation, molecular function: DNA-binding transcription factor activity, RNA polymerase II-specific; I-SMAD binding; RNA polymerase II cis-regulatory region sequence-specific DNA binding. Gene Ontology annotation, cellular component: heteromeric SMAD protein complex. The transcript has 14 exons. Gene Ontology annotation, biological process: cell differentiation; anatomical structure morphogenesis; SMAD protein signal transduction. The record is from RefSeq and is a predicted model, not a curated record. The coding region runs from base 588 to 1991 and encodes 467 amino acids. NCBI's taxonomy places the organism in Eukaryota, Metazoa, Chordata, Aves, Anseriformes, Anatidae.